GCAGUAUUCAGUAUUGCGGCCCCGGCCUCCUCCUUUGUGCUUAUCUUAGACGAGGGCUAUUCACAGUUACGUAGCAUCAUCCCCGAUAUCCUCAAGAAAGAGCCAAGAUGUCGUUGCGCCCACUGGUCGAAGGCGAUUGCGGUGGAGUCAAUCCACUGAUGCAGCUGGGCGGCCAAUUCACCCGCGAUGUGGCCCACAAAGACGAGGGCUUUGUCCAAAGGCAGUUCGAGCGGGGCACCCGUCCCGAUGAGCAGCUCAUCAAUGAGUUUCUCGGCCAGGUGGCUGCCCCUCCGCAAUCCUUUCAAAUGGACACGCUGCUGCAGGAGAUGCGGGACAUAAACAUUAAUGGGCUGCCGCAGCAGCAACAACAUCAGGCCGAUCAAUGGAGCCAGGAUUUCACUCGCGGCCUUGCCCCUCCACUGCCCAAGCAGAUGAUUCACAUGCACCCACAGCAACAGGAGAUGAUGCAUGCGCAGGAGUUCUUUGACGAGCCAUUGAUCACCAGCCAAAACUUCAUGGCACGCCAGCCGUACAUGGCCAUCACAGCUGCUCCGCCACAGCAAGACCCCUUCUUUGACUCUGCCAUGGAGACCAUAAUCACAGACAACCUGCCCAGGGCCGCCCAGGGGGAGUCCGUGGCGGACUGGAUCACCGACUACCAACGCAGCACUGAACAGAAGGAACAGACAGCGUCCAAUUUUAACGAGAAGUUCUGGCAGCGUCUGCAGGACGAAUGGCAGAAGCUGGCCGAGGAGAACGAGCAUCCAUGGCUCUCGGAAUACAACGAGAAUCUCGAUGCCUACAAGGAGUACGAGUUUGCCGAAGAAAAUCCCAUGUCCGAGCUGGAGAAUGCGUUCGAAAAAGGCAAAGAGUACCUCACCAAGGGUGACAUUCCCAGUGCUGUUCUCUGCUUUGAGGUGGCCGCCAAAAAGGAGCCAGAACGCGCCGAGAUCUGGCAGCUGCUGGGCACCUCACAGGCCGAAAAUGAAAUGGAUCCACAGAGCAUUUCUGCCCUAAAACGUGCACUGGACCUUCAGCCGGAGAACCGGGAGGUGCUUAUGGCCCUGGCUGUGUGCUACACCAACGAGGGAUUGCAAAAUAAUGCUGUGAAAAUGCUCUCCAACUGGCUGGCGGCGAAUCCCAGGUACCAGCACCUGAUAGCCGCCCAUCCGGAGCUGCAGUUCGAGGGCACCUCGCUGGCGUCGUCCCUGAUUGGAGCCAGUAAACUGCGAGAUCUCCAGCAGAUCUACCUGGAAGCAGUUCGCCUCCAUCCGGCCGAGGUCGAUGCUGAUGUGCAGGAGGCCUUGGGCGUGCUCUACAAUCUCUCGGGUGAAUUCGACAAGGCCGUUGACUGCUAUCAAUCCGCUCUGCAAAAGGAUCCCCAGAAUGCCAAGACAUGGAACCGCCUGGGCGCCAGCCUGGCCAACGGCUCGCGCUCCGUGGAGGCCGUUGAGGCAUAUCAACGUGCCCUGCAACUGCAGCCGGGCUUCAUCCGGGUCCGCUACAACGUCGGUGUUUGCUGCAUGAACCUCAAGGCCUACAAGGAGGCUGUGGAGCACCUGCUGACGGCCCUCACCAUGCAGGCCCACACGAAUGCCGCCCGGGAGCUGCCCAAUGCGGCUAUGGCGGCCACCAGCAGUGGCCAGAACCAGAUGUCCGAAUCGAUUUGGAGCACUGUCAAGAUGGUCAUCUCGCUAAUGGGCCGCAGCGACCUGCAGGGUCAUGUAAGCGAUCGCAACUUGGCGGCCCUCAACGAAGCCUUCAAGGACUAACGAACAUGGGGACUGCAAGUCCAUUCCAUCCUUUUUUUUUUGUAUGUAUUCCAAAAUUUUCGGACGUACAUACGUCUUCGUUUACAUUUCCACCGGCAUCUCGGAGAGUCGGAAUUUAUGUUCUGUUUUGAUGAAUUAGAAAUCCAAUUGUUGUCUUAUAUAUGGAUAUAUGGAUCAAUCCGUAAGCAAUAAAAUAAGUGUUAAAAAAAAGAAAU
This is a messenger RNA of Drosophila obscura, 1987 nucleotides long. RefSeq names its product peroxisomal targeting signal 1 receptor (gene Pex5). Gene Ontology annotation, biological process: protein import into peroxisome matrix, docking. The record is from RefSeq and is a predicted model, not a curated record. Gene Ontology annotation, molecular function: protein binding. Bases 108 to 1772 code for a protein of 554 amino acids. Gene Ontology annotation, cellular component: peroxisomal membrane; cytosol. Lineage: Eukaryota; Metazoa; Arthropoda; Insecta; Diptera; Drosophilidae. The transcript has 2 exons.